Thalassophryne amazonica is the source of this 1124-nucleotide messenger RNA. It is a transcript of the gene capns1b, whose product is annotated as calpain, small subunit 1 b. NCBI's taxonomy places the organism in Eukaryota, Metazoa, Chordata, Actinopteri, Batrachoidiformes, Batrachoididae. The transcript is spliced from 11 exons. Gene Ontology annotation, molecular function: calcium ion binding. The coding region runs from base 170 to 823 and encodes 217 amino acids. The record is from RefSeq and is a predicted model, not a curated record.
CCGUGGGUUGGUCCGGUGGUUGGGGUGAUGCCUUGGAGAAGAAUCUCGGACUAACUGGUUUUGCUGGGGUGUGUUAGAGGGAGUGUCCUUCUGUUUGCAUAGCUCCUUUCUCGGCUGGUUGUGGCUCAGUGUUUGUCUGCUCUACGCUCACUGAAGUCUUCGCAGCAAAAUGAAUACUUUUCUCAAGAAACUAAUUACCACUGGAAUCGACGUAAUACAAAACAUCGAUCCUGCUCAGUUUAUACCUACUCCUCCACCGCCCCCUCGCAGACCUCUGGCUUUAAAUGAGAAGAAUGAAAGUGAAGAGGAGAAACAGUUUCGGAGGGUUUUCCAACAACUUGCUGGAGAUGACAUGGAGAUCAGUCCCACUGAGUUGAAGGAUAUCCUCAACAAGGUCAUUUGCAAACGUACCGAUUUGAAGACUGAUGGUUUCAGCAUCGAGUCCUGUAAGAGCAUGGUGGCUGUCAUGGAUAGUGAUAGCACAGGCAGACUGGGUUUCCAUGAGUUUAAAUAUCUCUGGAACAACAUCAAGAGAUGGCAGGAAGUCUAUAAACACAAUGAUGCUGAUAGGUCUGGUGUGAUCUCCUCUGAAGAGCUGCCAGGUGUCUUUAAGGAAGCAGGUUUCCCUCUGAAUGACCAACUCUGCAAGAUGAUUCUCCGUCGCUAUUGUGAUGAGCGUGGUGACAUGAACUUUGACAAUUUCAUUGGCUGCGUGGUGCGACUGGACGCCAUGUGCAGAGCCUUUAAGACUUUGGAUACAGACAACAAUGGCACCAUUCAGCUGGACAUCAAGGAGUGGCUUCAGCUGACAAUGUAUUCGUAAAUCAGUGAUGGAAGCAAAUCUUCAUUUUUCAUCUCAUUCCAUGAUUCCAAAUUAGUGUGUGUUUGCUGAUGUGCAUGGACCAUAAUGCCUACUAGAGCUAAAGACGAGGAGGAAAUCCAAGUGUGGACCAAAAUUUACGUUACUGUUGCUCGUGCUGCCAAUAGGAACACAAUAGCUCCAUGUUAUAAAAGUUGUAGUCUUAUUUUUAUUGUAAGAUAAAAUUUUUAAAUUCUUCUAAUAAAAUUGGCAGUGACUAUGAAAGAAAUUGAGUCUAAAUUAAUAAAGUGGCUGUAUUUUACAA